CAUAUGCAACGAUGAUGUAAACAAGGAAGUGGCUAAUGCAAGCAAAACAGAAAAGAGAAAUGAAAAGGAGACUUCAGCGAGUCAUUUCGCACAUUUUACGAUACUGACUUUAUACUGAAGUUUUUUUUUUUUUAAAAAGAAAACCUUACAUAGUUUGUUAGUUACAGCUUUCGUCGGUAACAGUUAUUCCUCGGGUCAGGGUUGUUAGCAUUGAAUGAAAAAUGGAGGAAACACACAAGAAGAUUCUUCAGCGCAACAGGAUCAAUCUCGUGAGAGACUUGGACCCAUCCAAACUCUACGAUGGCCUUCUUGAAAAAGGAGUUUUCACCCAAGACAUGAUCGAUGAGAUAAAGAGCGCAGGGGUCAGGCGUGAUCAGGCCAGACAGUUAGUCCGGGACCUAGAGACCCGCGGGAGCCGGGCUUUUCCUUUAUUUCUGGAGUGCCUUGAGGAGACAGAUCAGCACAGUUUGGCAGAGCUCCUGCUAAAUGCAGCUCCAUCAGCAGUUCAGCUCCAGCCUUCAUCACCCACCAGGGUUGUCCGCCCUGUUGUCCAGCCUCUUCCAGUUACUUCUCCAAUGGAUGUUGAUAAGCAAAGAAAAGAUGUUGCCCCUGUCUAUCCAAUACAGAGACCCAGUACUACUCCCAGUCCAUCACCUGAGAGGGAGAACAUAAGACCAAGGCCACAAGGCAGGACACGGCGGGACAGUUUUCAGAGCUAUAAAAUGGAUGCCACGCCAUGCGGACACUGUCUCAUCAUAAACAACGUGGAGUUUGAAGCGCAGAGCGACCUGAACAAUCGCACAGGUUCCAACAUAGACAGCGACAAGCUGGAGAGACGAUUCAAGGCACUCAACUUUAUUGUGGAAGUGAGGACAAACCUGAAACAAAGACAAAUCAAACAUGAGCUGUCAGCGCUGUCUAAGAAAGACCAUUCCCAGUAUGACUGCUGUGUGGUUAUCAUGCUGUCCCAUGGGACUGAGGUGAGUCACAGCCGCUUCCCUGGUGCCGUGUAUGGUGUGGACGGACAGUACGUCCCAGUUCAGUACAUCACAAACUACCUCAAUGGCCAGCAUUGCCCGUCUUUACAAGGAAAACCCAAACUCUUCUUCAUCCAGGCCUGUGGAGGAGGUGAAAAAGACACAGGCUUUGAAGUGUCCCCCGACGAGUUCGAACCAUCCAUGGGUGGAGAAGAUGACCAGACGGACGCCAUUCCGAUGUCCUCCAGCAGCGACUCUCUCAGCAUGUCCGAUGAACCGGACGCCAGAGCCACGCUGCCCACCCCAAGUGACAUUCUGGUGUCCUACUCUACUUUUCCCGGUUACGUUUCUUGGAGAGACACUCAGUCAGGUUCCUGGUACGUAGAGACUCUGGACCGCAUCCUUGAGGAAAAUGCUGCUACCGAUGACUUGGGCACAAUGUUGAUGAUGGUGAACCACGAAGUCUCCCAAAACUCUGCAAAGGGGCUCUACAAGCAAAUGCCUGGUUCCUUUAACUUCCUCCGCAAACACCUCUACUUUCAAACCCAACUAUAGAGGCAAUGUUAAGCUUAACAAAAUCUCUUCAACCAUCAGGGAAUGUUAGUCUAUUUAAAGGUCAUACAUCAUGACUGUAAUUUCUUUGGAUUAUGUCUCAACAGAUUGCAAUAUGUAUGAAUUUGCUAAAUUGUGGCUGUGCUUUUACUGACUCAAUCAUGUCUUACUGUACAUUUGUAUUGUUUGUCAUGUAUUACUGUGUUUUUUAAAGCUGGCAUCUUUUUCUAAAUGAACUUUAUAGGGAUAUAUGUCAUGAAAAAGAAUAUUUGCAUACUGUGAAAAUGUUGUUCAGGUUAGUUUUUCUAUAUUCUUGAUUUCUUAUCGACACAUUGCAGUUGUCAGUUUUCAAGAGUAGAUAAUCAACAUACUGUUCAAUUUGUACUCAAAGUGAUUUAAAAGACAUGUCCUUUUCUGACUCCUAUUUCAAGUCUCUUUAAAACACUGAUCUUGGUAACAAAAUGG
Molecule: messenger RNA, 1994 nt
Organism: Thunnus maccoyii (southern bluefin tuna)
Lineage: Eukaryota; Metazoa; Chordata; Actinopteri; Scombriformes; Scombridae
Gene: casp9
Product: caspase 9, apoptosis-related cysteine peptidase
Exons: 10
Coding region: 222-1532 (436 amino acids)
Biological process (GO): regulation of apoptotic process; proteolysis; intrinsic apoptotic signaling pathway in response to DNA damage
Cellular component (GO): cytoplasm
Source: RefSeq, a predicted model, not a curated record